Molecule: messenger RNA, 424 nt
Organism: Vigna umbellata (rice bean)
Lineage: Eukaryota; Viridiplantae; Streptophyta; Magnoliopsida; Fabales; Fabaceae
Source: RefSeq, a predicted model, not a curated record
UAAGUCCAGACAAGAACAAUUAACAAGAUGCAUCAUUUAGCCUACAGACAUGGGAAGAGAGAUUAUUCGUGAACUUUCAGAAAAAGAACCUGGGAAGCGCAGUAGAUUAUGGUUUCAAGAGGAUGUCCGUGAUGUAUUGACAAAUAGUACCGGGACAGAUGCUGUUGAGGGACUGGCUCUGAAAUUGAAUUUAAACAACAGAGAAUGCUUUAAAGCUGAUGCUUUUGAGGAAAUGAGAAGUUUGAGACUGUUGCAACUUCAUCAUGUAGAACUCAUGGGAGAUUAUGGCCAUCUUUCUAAGCAAUUGAGAUGGAUCUAUUGGGCCAAGGGAUUUCACUCAAGAAAUGACCUGACAACCUUUAUCUGGGAGCAUGCAAUUGCAAUUAUCUCAAAACAGUAAUCUUAGACAAAGGUUGGAAGAACC